GUGUACUUCAGAAAAUGUGAAAAAAUAAAUUGCGUGUGUUUUGACUUCGUGACGAUUCGUCAGUUUUUCUCACUUUAAUCGGAAUAAAUUGUACUAUUUUUUGCCGAAAAAUAGUCGAAACUGUGCCGAAUAAAAUAUGGAACCGUUUGCAUGUUUUAUGGACGUUGAAAAUUCUCGGUCCUACAUUGACGAGUUAUACUCGGAAGAUGCGUACAAGUGUCAGGAGGCCAUAGUAUGCCUGAAGAAUGCCGUCAUUGGAUCCAACAAGAAAAAAGGUUCCGUCAUUUCUCAAGGCAUCGUCCCGAGGUUGAUUUCCCUGCUCCGUGAUGAAACCAAAGCACCCAACUUACGGCUAGAUGCGGCUAUCGUUAUCGGCUCUUUAGCCAAAGGAACAGAAUCUCAGGUUCACUCUCUUAUUUACUAUGAGACCGUUCAAGUACUGUUAGGAAUUGUGGUUAAUCCUAACACCGAAAGGCGCCUUAUGGAGACCUGUUUGGGUGCCUUGAAAACCGUCCUUCAGUACCCGUUUGCUCCGAUCGAAUUGCUGCAUUCAAACAUUGGAAAUCUAGUUAGGCUGAUCCAUCUUGCCUGUCCGGAAAGCUCUAUUCAAUGCCAGGUGUAUGUUGCAAACAUUUUCGUGCCACUAUGCCAUUCGUCCCACCAGCAGAAAAACCUCUGUCAGGCCAAUGUGAUUCCUUUUCUUGCACGCUUGAUGACUUGUCAACUCACUAUCCUUCAAGUACCUGCCCUCAAGUGUCUCGCGGCAAUGUGCUUCACAAAUAAGUACGUAUCCGACAUAGUGUGUUUGACUUGCCAUGAAAAUCGCUCGAUAUUGGACAUCUUGACGGAGCUUCUCUCGAGAACGCGGGACGUUCAAAUUCAGUUGUCUGCCAGCCGUUGUUUAACCUAUUUGCAUCGGUCCGGUUCGCUUCGGGCGGAUGACUAUAGAAUCGUCUACAAAACGCUACCGAGUUUGGCGCGGCUCUGUUCGGUAGACUUUGAAGAGGAAACCCGUGCAACGGCCGCCGAAACGUUGGCAUACUUGGCUGAGAUUGACUCCGAACUGCAGCGUUUGGCAGCCAUCAGCAACCAUUUGAUAUGUUCGCUUGCCAGCCUGAUCCGAUGCCCGUCGCCACUGUCGCGUCAGGGUGCAUUCCGAUGUUUUGCAUCACUGGCCGCCAACGAUGAAGACAUUCGGAAACGCAUCAUCGAGAUGGAAGGACUGAUGGAGGAAGUGCUGAACGGACUGAAAGAUACAUGCCCAGAGGUACGAUUAUCUGCUGUCCGGUGUCUUCACUCUUUGUCGAGAUCGGUCCAACUACUGCGGACAACGUUCCAGGAUCAUUCGGUGUGGCGCCCGUUGAUGGACUUGCUCGUUGGUGAACCUUCUCUUGAACUGUUAACCGUUGUAACUUCGACUAUCUGCAACCUGUUGUUAGAAUUUUCUCCCGCCAAGGAACCCAUGCUCGAGUCAGGUGCAGUGGAAAUGCUUAGCGAACUGACGAAGCAUAGCGACCCAGCACUCCGGUUAAACGGUAGCUGGGCACUUAUGAAUAUGGCUUUCCAGGCCGAACAACACGUCAAGUCAAAAAUCAUCAAUACGUUAGGUACGGAUCGAAUAUUCCAGCUUUUGGGCGAUGCGGAUGAGCGAGUGAUAAUGAAAACCUUGGGGCUGUUGAGAAACCUGCUGAGCAAUACUCUGCACAUCGAAAUCAUCAUGUCGGAGCAUGCGUCGGAGGUGCUACGGGCGGUAAAUCUAGUCCUGGAUGGACCCCAUCCGCCUGAAGUGAAGGAACAAGCUUUAAUAAUUAUAAGUAACAUAACGGCUGGUGCACGUGACAAAGAUUACGUACUCGAGGAUGAAAAUAUUCUUAAGAAAAUAAGAGAGUUUCUCGUCGUGUCCGACAAUAAGCUACAGAUGGGAGCGGUGUUCGUAGUGCGAAAUCUCAUGGAUAAAAGUGGAAGGCAAAAAAUGCUGCGGGAAUCGGGUAUUCUAGAAAAUUUAGAGCAACUACUACAUAUGACACCCCGUGAUUCGCAAUUCUACGAAGACAUACGGCAGGAGAUUUUAAGGUUCGACUUCUCGGAUGAGCACUGAGUUGUCCCCUUCUAGUGUUUAUCACUGCAACCACCACAACCACCACCAACACCACUACCAUCAUUAAGUCGUCGUGGAUCCAUUGUUGACCUACCUGUUGUUUGCAACUGUUGGAUCAAUGGUUGAAAGUAUCUUCUUCUAUUGCUGCCACUAGUUGUGCCAUUUAUCGCAGCUUGAAUCAUCCUCAAUGGCGAAGAAAAAAAAAGAAUAAUAAGAUGUCACUACGAUCCGUAUCCGUGGUGUCCCGGAAUCUACCAAAGUGUUGGAAAACUUUGGAAUUUUCGUAUGGCACGAGAGGAGAUUUGGCAGCAAUGUUUGUUAAGUUUAUUCUAAUUUUAUUAAUUUAUUUAGUAACUGUGAACAAACAUAACACGUGACUAGGCUGGCACGGGAGGCGCAUUUUGUGCGGUUUAAGACGAUUGAAGAAUGCUUGAAUGCUUCAGUUUAUAUUUUUCCUCCAAGUUUGCACUGCGGAACGAUUCUGAGACCGACCUCUAAUCAUUAUUGCUCUCUCGUCGUCAGACCGAUAUGUUAUAGAAAUACUUUGUAAAUUGACACACAAAUUGUACAUAUUUUCAACUUCAAUUCAGUGUAACUCAGAAACUUAGACUGGAAAGCAGAAACUGAGAGUUUUUGCUGUAAAAUCACGUACUGAUUGCUUGUACUUGUAAGAAUGAAUGAGAAUAGGAAUGCUAUUCAGAUAGUAGGGUACCUAAUACCCUAGAAUGCGCGUAAACCAAGCAGGUAGAUUCUUCCAACGUAAUGAAUGAAAUGUAAGCCACCAACAAAAGCAAGGUGUCAGAAGGCAUUUAGUAGAGACCACACCAGUUUAGAAUUGUUUAUUUUUUUUCAACUGUGGAAUAGACUAUGCGUAUGCCAAAAUAAGUUAUGUCUGCAGUACUGUUUUCCGCGUUAACUAACCUACUCCAGCUAUAGAACGAUUCUCGAGGUCCCACAAAAUUGUAGAUAGUCUUACAACAGCAUGUAUAUAAUGAAAUUAGUUAUUUGUUUAACUUUCGAGGCUGAAGUGUAUAAGCUUCUAAAUUCUUUGAUAUUCCUGUUCGGCCAAGAUCCAAAAUUAUAGGACCACAGAGAUGAGAUAUAAAUCCAGUGAUCAAAUUA
This is a messenger RNA of Malaya genurostris, 3220 nucleotides long. Its product is annotated as armadillo repeat-containing protein 8-like. The coding region runs from base 137 to 2098 and encodes 653 amino acids. Lineage: Eukaryota; Metazoa; Arthropoda; Insecta; Diptera; Culicidae. The transcript is spliced from 10 exons. Gene Ontology annotation, biological process: proteasome-mediated ubiquitin-dependent protein catabolic process. Gene Ontology annotation, cellular component: GID complex. The record is from RefSeq and is a predicted model, not a curated record. Gene Ontology annotation, molecular function: protein binding.